Molecule: messenger RNA, 895 nt
Organism: Tarenaya hassleriana
Lineage: Eukaryota; Viridiplantae; Streptophyta; Magnoliopsida; Brassicales; Cleomaceae
Product: thioredoxin Y1, chloroplastic
Exons: 4
Coding region: 164-688 (174 amino acids)
Cellular component (GO): cytoplasm
Molecular function (GO): protein-disulfide reductase activity; oxidoreductase activity, acting on a sulfur group of donors, disulfide as acceptor
Source: RefSeq, a predicted model, not a curated record
UCCCUCGCUUUCCUUCAGAUUCUAGCCUACCAAACAAGAAUUUUCUCCUCCCAAUCAGAUUCUCAGUCGUUGUCCAACGUACGGUGGAUCUUCUCCUCUGUGGAGAUCGGUGUCGUACUAUCGUCAUCGUUCGCCAAAUCGGGAGAGCGUUCUUGUUUCGUCGAUGGCGAUUUCUCCAUCGGCUUCUGCCAUUUCAUUGCUGAAUUCGCAGGAACCGUGUAGGAUUACUGCGUUCGAUUCGAAGGACUCGCGUUCUUUCUUGCUCGCGGGUUCUCCCCUUCAAGUUCUUCGGAUCCGAACUGGGGACUUGCGGAUCUCCUACUCUUCGUCAAGGCCUCGAAGUACUCCUCUCGCCAUCAAAGCGAAGAAGCAGACAUAUGACUCAUUUGAGGAUUUGCUGGUGAAAUCGGAAAAGCCAAUUCUGGUCGACUUCUAUGCUACCUGGUGUGGACCCUGCCUGUUCAUGGUUCCGAUACUCAAUGAAGUGAGCACAAUUCUCGGAGACAAGAUCCAGGUUGUGAAGAUCGAUACUGAAAAAUACCCCAGUAUUGCUAACAAAUACAGGAUAGAGGCACUUCCUACAUUUAUCCUAUUCAAAGACGGGACACCGUGUGAUCGCUUUGAGGGUGCAUUGACUGCCAGACAACUCAUCCAACGAAUUGAGAAUUCAUUGGAAGUGAAGCAGUAGCUGGAUGGAACUAUCAACCAAAGUUCAUAUGAAAGCAAUUCUUAUAAUCAAACGGUAUGUGUUCUGUGUUGGAUCAGAAAGUUUUUCCAAACUGUUGUUGAAGUUGAUUACCAAGGAAAGUAUAGGACAGAUAUAUAUAUGUGCCUUGGUUAUAUCUGAGUUCAAAGAACCUUUUAUUCAUAAGGAAAAACGUAGAGGGUUUAUGUC